This is a messenger RNA of Nezara viridula (southern green stink bug), 222 nucleotides long. NCBI's taxonomy places the organism in Eukaryota, Metazoa, Arthropoda, Insecta, Hemiptera, Pentatomidae. The record is from the annotation of a GenBank genome assembly.
AUGGUCAGUUGUUUCGAAGGAGAAAUCUUCGACCCUUCUUUGAACAUGUGCAGGAAAGGGACAGGUUGCCUCGGCUGUGAAAAGAAAAUAUAUGAUCCGAAUAACUGCAGGGGUUUCUUCGCCUGCGAUGGUAAAGGUAAACAAAGGGUCUGGAGAUCUUGCAGCGAAGACCAAAUAUUCGAUUCCGUGACCAGCGAGUGCGUCGAAAUGCAGCCUUGGUGA